Molecule: messenger RNA, 1119 nt
Organism: Gasterosteus aculeatus aculeatus (three-spined stickleback)
Lineage: Eukaryota; Metazoa; Chordata; Actinopteri; Perciformes; Gasterosteidae
Source: RefSeq, a predicted model, not a curated record
GUGUGUGUGUGUGUGCUCAUUUUUCCCUCAAUGAUCCUGAGAGGAGGGGGACAGUAAAGCCUUUGGUAACUGAUGACUGUCUUUGGUAACUGGAUCAGUGAGGAACCUCAGAGGGAGCCGAGACACAGGCCAUGAAGGCUUUUUGAAAAGGCUUUGGAUGAAAGUGGCUGCGACAAGCCCCCCGAUGACUACGCAGAAUGAGCGGCCAUGCACACACCCGGCCUUCUCCCAGGGUGGAGGCGCUGAGCUGUAAAGGGAAGCGGUGAGUCGACAUCGCCCACAUGGACCGGGCUCCCCGGCCCGCAUCGCUGUUCGAGGUGGACGUGGACCUGGGCUUCGCUCUCUUCUUCCUCUUCCUCCUGUGUCUCUUUCUGCUGGUGACGGUGGUGCGCUGCGCGCAGACCGUGGCGGAUCCUUACGGCUCCUUCUCCACCUCGACCUACCAGGAGGAGCAGAUCACCUGAGAGAGAAGAGGGGAGGGGUACUGGUCAGUGACUCUGCAGGACUCAGUCUCACUGCUAUAUAAAUUCAUCUUUUUGACACCAUGCAGUUUUGAAUGGCCUUGAAGCCAACAUCACAUACAGGGGAGAGGCCGCUUGUGGACAGAUAGAGUCCUCGUUAGGCUCCACUCAAGACGUGUGUCAGGUUGCGCGUGAGUGUCUUAAAUACCUUCCAAAAAAACGCUUUGGUGGAUUACUUGAUUGACCUACCAAGUCUUCAAGAGGCCUGAACCAGCCACAAAGUCAAAGAAAUGGGGUCUUAAUCACAUUUGUUUUUACUGCAUUUGUUUUUAUUUUUUUAAGGGGUAACCUGCAUUAUACAUAGGCCAGCAAAAUAAAUUGUCACAAAAUGUACACGUCUGCGACCACUCGUUAAUCUAAUAUAUAAAACAUCAAAAGCCUGUCAAAACCGCAGUGACUACUGAAUAUGCUUCUCUGAAGAGACCUUGAACCAUCCUCUUCAGUAGCAAGUGGACAACAAUCUGUGCAUCUAUCCUGCAAAUCUUACAAAUGCUUUAUCUGGGAGGGUAUUGAUCUGUAUUUGAUGUCUUGCAAAACAACAACAACGACAGAGAGUACAUGUGUAAACUGUACAAUAAACUGUUUGCGUGUCAUGUAA